UCACACUGGUUGACCAGCAACCGAGUAGGACUAAAAGAGUAGGACAGAAAAUCUUUGUGGAACUAAAAUGGGCCAUUCCAUAGAGCUAGAGUGAGCUUUCUUUGCUGUUCAGAAAAUGGAAUAAUUUCAAACAAAUCUACUACUGCUGACAAGUAGCCUUGUGAAGACUGCAAAGGUGUGUGAGAAAGACCACACUAAUUUACUGAUGUUGUCUGCCAGGAGUACUGUUUAAACUUUCACCUUUCACACAGAGAACUAAACUGGCAAUAUGAGAAGAGGAGACAUGGAUAGGACCUUUUUAGACCUGUACUAGUUACAGUAAACAAACACCUCCAAAAGGGACAGGAAAACAAGAGGGAGGACAAUGGAUGGAGUUGUGUCUGUGUUGCAGAAGUACCCUGGCCUCUCGGUGCUUGCGUUCUCUUUCAUAUUCAGAUUAGUUAAUCGAUUGGUUCAGAUCAUACCACUGCCUAGAGUGGUGGAACAUGAUGACUUCCAUUCCUGGAAGUGGAGGAAUCUCUGUGUGUCUCUGCUCCAUUCUCUGUUGUCUGGAACAUGGGCUGUCACAUGUGUGAUCCUGUGGCCUGAGAUACUGGAAAACAUCUACUACUACACUCCAUUGUCCUACAUUCUCAUCUGUGUGUCCACAGGGUAUUUCGUACAUGAUGCAGGGGAUAUUGUACUAAAUGGCCACAGCAAAGGAUCAUGGGAAUUCCUGCUUCAUCACCUCUUGGUGUCAGGGUGUUUCCUGUAUGCUCUGUACACACAGCGCUAUGUAGCCGGAUCAGUCAUUGCCCUUAUUGUGGAGGUGAACAGUUUCACUCUCAACAUCAGACUUCUGCUGAAGCUGAUUGGAGCUCAGUCUUCAAUGCUCUACAACAUGAACAAGAUCCUCAACAUUUUCACUUACAUCUGCUUCCGCCUCAGCGCACAGUUACAUAUCACCUGGUCCAUCAUACAGAACAUCUCCUGGCUUGACCACAGUGGCUAUUUUCUCACAAUUAUGAUCAUUAUGAACACUAUGAUUCUUAUUUACUUCUAUAGACUGGUGAGGUCUGACUUUUUCCCGCAAAAUAAAGCCUACAUAAACCAUAGUGGAAGACACAAAGACAACUCCACCAAGUUCCUCAACUGACAAACCAAAGUCAGGCAGGUGCUUCACAUUUACAGUGUUGCUGUGGUACAAGCUUGAUGUGUUGAGAGAAAUCUCCGUGUUACACAUUAUAGAGUUAUAUAAACAGUGCUCCAAAGCUAAAAUCAGUUAAGUCAGAUGUGAAGAACAGUUGGUGCAGGACUGGUGGGUAUUUCAACAUUUGGUGGAUUAGAUGAACAACAAUCUUGCAACAGCUAAACAAGAGAAACUGCUUAUGCUGGUUAUGAAUAUGAAGUAAGCAACAUUAACAUGAUUAAAUAGAUAUUAGAAGGGUGAUAAAGCAAAUUCUAUGCACAUGAGAAUAUAGCAGUGUUGUGAAAUCUGUAGUAGAGAAGAAGCCAUUUUGGAUUAAUUAUGUUAUAGUGUAGUGUUGAAAAGAUCCUGAAGCAUCAGAGAAAAUGUUUAUUUCAUAUUUAUUAUGCAGUAAGAUUUAUUACUCAUGUACAUAAUAUUCAUGUACAUAUCCAAGAAUACCUUCAGUAUUGCUAAGGUUUCAGAGUGGAGGUUGAAGGAUUGUUGAUCAGUGGUGUUUGGUUUUGAGUAAAACUAAUUUGAAUAAACCUGGCAAGCUGUUUUGUUGGUGAAAACAUAUUUCCAAUUUCAGAAGAGGGGGUUAAAAAUAUCAUGCAGUGCAAAGAAAAAAGUGCUGUAAAUAAGAUAAUUUAAUUACAGACAGCCUACAAUGGCUAAAGCGCUGUUUGACAUCUCCUUACUGAUACUUAUUUAUUUGAUCCUUUUUUUUUAAGAAAUGUAUUACAGUGCUAUAGAAACAUUAUGGCUCCUCUAUAUAGCUCUACCAUGUGGAAAGACAACAUUUAACUGACUAUUAAAG
Molecule: messenger RNA, 1985 nt
Organism: Myxocyprinus asiaticus (Chinese sucker)
Lineage: Eukaryota; Metazoa; Chordata; Actinopteri; Cypriniformes; Catostomidae
Product: TLC domain-containing protein 1-like
Exons: 4
Coding region: 365-1135 (256 amino acids)
Biological process (GO): regulation of membrane lipid distribution; phospholipid homeostasis; membrane assembly
Cellular component (GO): plasma membrane
Source: RefSeq, a predicted model, not a curated record